This is a messenger RNA of Durotheca rogersii, 2376 nucleotides long. RefSeq lists its product as uncharacterized. Gene Ontology annotation, molecular function: DNA-binding transcription factor activity, RNA polymerase II-specific; zinc ion binding. Lineage: Eukaryota; Fungi; Ascomycota; Sordariomycetes; Xylariales; Xylariaceae. The transcript is spliced from 5 exons. Gene Ontology annotation, biological process: regulation of DNA-templated transcription. The record is from RefSeq and is a predicted model, not a curated record. Bases 1 to 2376 code for a protein of 791 amino acids.
AUGGCCUCCGUCGCGUCCGCCUCUCCGUCCUCCAAGUACAGCUUCCUCCACCCGGAGUCGGGCGACGAUACGGAAUCGUGGCACUAUGUAGAUUCGUGCGACCCAGCAUCUGUCGGCUUAGUGCCUAGCCCAACGAGCUCGAGCCUCAACGGCUGGGGGAUCGUCGGAUAUCCCAACCAGAACCAGAUUCGCAACUCGCCCGUCGCCAUGUCGCCCUUGCAGCUAGACCACGAUCUACCCCGCGGAGUCCCGCCCACUUCGUAUCCAGACCACACCGCGGGCGCGUCCGCGAUGGCCUCCACCCGAGUCGACAGUCAAUUGGUGUCGGGCCUCGACGACCAGCAAUUCUUUGACAGCCAGAACCUGUUCUUCCACGAUUCAUUUCCUGGUACUUUAGAUAUGCCGAUCUAUUCUUCCGCAUUCCACGGCGGUAUGGCCGAUAUGUCAGGGCUCGGGGGGCUCGGGAUGGCGUCGGCGACGCAGCCGAUCGACCUCGGCAUCCCCCAGCAGUUUCGCAGCGACAACAACGUCCCGCCUUGGGUGCCGAUGAACCUGAAGAACCAGGACUUCUCGGUUGGAGCGGACGAGAACAACUUCGUCACCCAAAUCCCCCCACAGUCGUCCCCGGCCCACAGUUCCCUCCUCUCGAGCCCGAGGUCGCCCCCGCGCAUCAAGCAAGAGCCUAGAAAGAGCGUAAGCCCCAUACGGAAGGUCAAGAGCGGCGGGAAGGUGGAGAAGAGGCGUGCGGAACCGUCGAGCAAGUUCGUGAUCAUGACGCCGAACCUCAUCAGCCAGCAGUCGGGGAAGCCAAACCCGUUCGAGUGCUUCGAGGCGAUGCGCACUACGCAGAGGGGGAGGAAAGGACCGCUGGCACAUGACACUAAAGAGAGCGCGCUCCAAGUCCGGAGGUUGGGAGCUUGUUUCUGUUGUCACAGCCGCAAGGUCAAGUGCGAUAAGGAACGGCCAUGCAAGAACUGCAAGAAGCUCACGGCUCAAGUACCCCAGAUCAUGUGCUGGCAGUUUGGGGAUUUCCUGCCUGUGCUGUUCCCCGACUUCAUCCGGAGCCACUUCAAGAAAGACCAGAUGGCCAGCUUCCUCGGCGAGCAUGUGAAGAGCUUCAGGGUGAACGGCGCGGAGCUGACGUGCUCGGUCGAGCUCUUCUCGGGCGCACGCUUCGCCUCGACGUUAACCGUGCCCGCCAGCUUCUUCACGCCCCGGACGGCCGAGAUACUCCAGCACUGGCACAUGAACAUGGGCAUGAACCAGAUGGACCUCCAGCCCCGCGGCGCCGCCCCCAUCGGCAUCGACCCGGAUAACGCCACCCAGCGCGAAGAGCUCAAGCGCCGCGCCCGCGAGUACAUUCAGAACCUCGUCGCCGAACCUUUGUACGCCGAGCAGGUCACCGACUCCAUUCGUUCCACACAGUUGCCGCGCAAGGUUCUGUCCAUCGUUCAGCGCUACGCGCAACGGUCUCAGUCUGCGAUGGUGAAGCGCGCGCUGUCGAUAUACGUAGCGCAUUAUGUUCUGACGCGGCAGCUGUGCCUUACGGCGGGCACGGUGGUGAACCUACAGCAGCAGCAGAUCACGACGGGCCUAGUGCCCCGGGACGGCGGCGCGUGGAUGACGGCGCGGGUGCUCAACCGGCAGAUCAAGGCGGUGCUCGACGAGCUGCUGCUGCGCGAGGCGCAGUCGCUGUUUGACGGGUUCGCGCGGUCGCUCAAGCCGAAGCUGCGCCGCGAGUGGGCGCCCUGCGUCGCCGCCUUCCUCGCGUUGUGCCUCUUCAUGGAGACGGUGGAGACGGCGGCGGACACGUUCGUCAUCUCGCACAACGAGAUCGCGCUCCGGACCAACCGCCAGCACCAGCACCGCCACGGCCGCUCCGCCCCUAGCAUGCCCUCGUCAUCCUCCUCUUCCGCAGCCCCGACCUCAGCCCCUUCUUCCACCGCUGCCGCUACGUCGGCGGCGCCGCCGACGACGUAUCGCCGGGACUUCGCGCUGGCGCUGGUGCGCGAGAUCGACAACUUGCCGUUCAAGCAGUUCGCGUACCAGUUCCACCAGAUCUAUCAGACGCACACGCGCGACACGGGCGCCAAGGCGUUCAACCCGCUCGUCGACGCCGACGGUGGCGACGGCAGCAGCGCCGACCUCGCGGCCGAACUCGACCCAGCCGCGGCGGAUAUGGUUGCCGAGCUUAGGGAGCUGCUGCAGGGAGACAGCUGGCACGAGCUCGACUUCCUCGUCGCGGACUUGAUCCUGCCGAACCAGGAGGGCCACCCGUUCCCGCGUGACGUCUCGCACAACUACACCGGACGCCUCGUCGCGCGGUUCCUGCUGUCCUUCACCGACGAGCGGUACUUGUUCGACGGCCAGUACUGA